Molecule: messenger RNA, 492 nt
Organism: Miscanthus lutarioriparius
Lineage: Eukaryota; Viridiplantae; Streptophyta; Magnoliopsida; Poales; Poaceae
Source: the annotation of a GenBank genome assembly
AUGGUGAAGGGAAGCAAGGGCCACGAGCUGGAGGCCGACGUCCCGGCCUCCGAGCUGUGGAAGAUCUACGGCACGCUCCGCUUCGUGGAGCUGGUGCACGAGCUGCUCCCGCAGGUCCUCCACCAGGUCGAGGUCGUCAGGGGCGACGGCAGCGUCGGCUCCGUCAUCAAGGUGACGUUCCCUCCAGGGAACCCUGGCGUGCAGACCUACAGCGAGGAGUUCGUCAAAAUCGACAACGAGAAUCGCGUCAAGGAGGCGGCGGUCAUCGAAGGUGACCUUCUGAGCCUCGGCUUCAUCACGUACGUGACCCGUUUCCAGAUCAUCGAGAAGGGUCCCAGCUCUUCGGUGAUUACAUCGACGGUCGAGUACGAGUACCACGACGGGCGCCCUGAGCUCGAAGCGGCGGCUUCCACUGCACCCUUGGCUGCGGCUGCUGAGAGACUUGUCCAGUAUGUCAAGGAGCAGAUGACGACUGCCCAGGCAACCGCCUGA